AUAUAACAUACGUUUUAAUCUUCUCUAUUCGAAGAAAGAAAAUUUACGAUAAUUCCCCUUGCAUUUCUCAUGAACUGUGGUGUCGUCUUGGGUUUUUAUUGCUGGGGUUGGAAACAUAUAACCGCCCUUCUCAUCUUCUCCCUCUAGUUCUCGAUAAUUUACAUACUCAGUAUAUUCCGCUUAAUAGACGUAGGUAAUUAGAUUUUGGUGAUGAUGGAGGAAUACAUGGUGACGAGGAAGUCAUCGCCGCCACCUUUUUUGGUGAAGACGUACAUGCUGGUGGAAGAUGCGGCGACGGAUGCGGUGGUGUCGUGGAACUCCAACGGAACGGGGUUUGUGGUGUGGCAGCCGGCGGAGUUCGCGAGAGAUCUGCUGCCGACGCUCUUCAAGCACAGCAAUUUCUCCAGCUUUGUUAGGCAGCUCAACACUUAUGGAUUUCGAAAAGUUGCUACAAGCCGGUGGGAGUUUUGCAACGACAUGUUCGGCAAGGGCAAAAAAGACCUCCUCUCCAAAAUCCGUCGCAGAAAAUCAUGGACACACAAGCCACAGCCCCUCACUCAAACCCUAAAAGAACAAUCUGAUCAAGACCAAGACCACGAAAGGUCGAAAACAACUUCUUCCACGUCUUCGUCGUCUGGAUACACAAGUCUUGUGGAUGAAAAUGAGAGACUGAAGAAGGAGAACGGGGCUUUGAGUUCCGAAAUUUCGACGAUGAAAAACAAGUGCAAGGAGUUGCUUGACAUGGUAGCUCUCUACUCCCAAAAGGAGAGAGUAGAUGAAGCUAAAGAUGAGGGGCCGAAGCUGUUUGGAGUGAAGCUUCAAGGUGAAAUUAGGAAGAGGAAGAGAGAUCAAGAGAGCAUUGGUGAUAGUAAUGCUCCACCUUUUUUUAUGUCUCAGUUAUGCAAGUUAAAGUUAGCUAGCUAAAUAAAUAAUUCAUAAUUGCAUACAUUAGGAGCUUAUAAAUUAUGUAAUAAUGUAAUAGAACUGCAAGUCCUGUGUAUAUCUGAAAGCCAUUUCAAAAAAGAUCUGGUUUAUAAUGUAUAUAUACACAUGCGGCCAUCAAUAGGUGAAUAAUACAUUGCACUCAUAUCAAUAUAUCA
Messenger RNA from Daucus carota subsp. sativus, 1100 nucleotides. Its product is annotated as heat stress transcription factor B-3. The transcript is spliced from 2 exons. The record is from RefSeq and is a predicted model, not a curated record. Gene Ontology annotation, cellular component: nucleus. Lineage: Eukaryota; Viridiplantae; Streptophyta; Magnoliopsida; Apiales; Apiaceae. The coding region runs from base 211 to 924 and encodes 237 amino acids. Gene Ontology annotation, molecular function: DNA-binding transcription factor activity; RNA polymerase II cis-regulatory region sequence-specific DNA binding. Gene Ontology annotation, biological process: regulation of transcription by RNA polymerase II.